AUGGGUGUCCGUUCUUUGAGCUUUUUCGCGAGGCUCAAGAUCUCCAAACCCACCAAGGAGGCCUCGAGCAGUGAACAACAGGAAGUGGAACCUCAAAAAGACAUCGGGGCCAUCGCUCAGCAGCAAGACAAGAAAUGCUACAUUAUGGACCUUCCUACCGAGCUGAUAGCCCUAAUAUCCGCAGAGUUAGAUCCUCUCUCCGAAGCAUGCCUGUCAUUGACAUGCAAGCGACUACUACUGAUAUCCGGAAAGUCUUUCCGCUCCGAAUGUCUGCGAUUCAAAAAAGACUUUGCGCCUUUGUUACACCACUAUCGUGCCUCUCAAAGCUACGCUACCGAGCGGUGGAAGUUGAUCGAAAGGCUCGAAGAUAGGAGAUGGCUCGCUUGCUCAAAGUGCCUCAAGCUUCAUCCGCGGACAGCGUUCCCAGCAAAAGAACUCAGGUCUUCGCCCACUACACGAGUAUGCAGUCUAGGCGAGUCAGCAGGAGUGGUGGACUUGUGUCCAUGUAUAAAAUUGACGUUUCAAGAUAAAGUAAAUCUGGUGAAACAUCUGAAAGACCGGGAAGUUCUGAGCAAGAUGCCAUCAGCUAUAUUCGGAAGCCGUGGCUACGACGAGAGAUACUUGUGGCACUCGUGCACAGCGAUAUACGGAUCAACUGAGUUCAAGAUUGACAUUUACCCUGAGCUGAACGACGCGGAACAACUGAUCAUCAGAACGGAGUAUCGGAUGUACACGGCGCCCCAUACACUAGGAAAACAGCAACACAUCUCACCCCGAUUUGGCUGCGCUCAUCGGUCGAUGGAUUUGUGGUUGUCAAGUGUAUGUCAAGCAAUCUACUGCCAUCGACACGACACAUUCUGCUCAGCGUGUAAACUAAUAUCAACUUGCGGCACUUGUGGGACGGUACUGAAAUGUCCAAACCGACGAGCUCAUAUUUCCCCGGAAGCCGACAAAGCAACGUACUUCUUCUGGACUUUGAGAUGUCUCGGUAACUCAACAGCGAUGCCUGACGCGGAGUUUGCGGUGCAGAGGAUACAUCCGAUCAAUCCGUAUGUCACUAUAAAGGGCUGCCCCUGGACAGUUUGGAUGCACCCUCCGCCAAUCCAUGCCCCAUCACUUGGCAAUGAUAUUCUGCAGCCGGCGCUGGAGGACAAUAGUGUACAAUUUGCGAACCAGAUGUACACUUCGCUGCAUCUUACACGGGAGUAA
Molecule: messenger RNA, 1209 nt
Organism: Talaromyces marneffei
Lineage: Eukaryota; Fungi; Ascomycota; Eurotiomycetes; Eurotiales; Trichocomaceae
Exons: 1
Coding region: 1-1209 (402 amino acids)
Source: RefSeq, a predicted model, not a curated record